AUGCAACCCGCGCAAGACGCGACUGAGGCCUCGAUCCAGGAUGAUCGGCCUGGCACCCCACCCCGCCCACCUUAUUCCCCGGUGACCCCGGUGUUCGCGCAACUUGACCCGGUCGCCUCCACCGGUGCAACGAUUAUACCACCCCCAUUGUCGCCGUCGCCUAAAUCGCAUGCCCAGUCAGAAUUAUUCUCUGGUUACCGACCACCGCCGCCUCCAGCAACUCCGCCUGUCUUCAAACCCGAGCCCCGACCUGUGCCUAUCUCCGAGAGCGAGAACCCAGAUGCUAUUGCGCUGCGGUCUGCGAUCUCUAUACUGCAAAUGCAGAAACAGCAAAGCUUGCGCGAUAUACAGAGUCUAGAUCGCUUGAAAGAGGCCGCUGCAGCGGAUCCAGAGGGGUUUGCGCUCGAGUUGGCGGCUGGGCGUUUGCGCACGGAGGACCGCGGGGCAGUGAUCCAGUUCUCGGACGACGAUGUUAUGGACACAGAAGAAGAGUGGAAGGAGGGCGAGAAGAAACCAAACGGCGACAGCACAUCUGCAUCGAAAUUUGGCCGCAUCCCACCGCCGCAGAAUGUGGUGCGAAUGCCCCCAAUCAACUGGGCCAAGUACCAAGUGAUGGGCGAGUCCCUAGACCGCAUGCAUCAAGAGCAGCUACGGCGACCUAGCUCAGGAGAACCCAGGCGAGAGCCUGCAGCAGAGCAUGUGCUGGCAUCGCCAUAUCGUCCGCUUGUUGAUCAGUUGGACACACCCGCACGGCUGGCCCGGCCUACCAAGACCAAGAAGCCAUGA
Messenger RNA from Penicillium canariense, 786 nucleotides. RefSeq lists its product as uncharacterized. Bases 1 to 786 code for a protein of 261 amino acids. The transcript has a single exon. The record is from RefSeq and is a predicted model, not a curated record. NCBI's taxonomy places the organism in Eukaryota, Fungi, Ascomycota, Eurotiomycetes, Eurotiales, Aspergillaceae.